Molecule: messenger RNA, 3338 nt
Organism: Hydractinia symbiolongicarpus
Lineage: Eukaryota; Metazoa; Cnidaria; Hydrozoa; Anthoathecata; Hydractiniidae
Product: protein O-mannosyl-transferase 1-like
Exons: 21
Coding region: 8-2323 (771 amino acids)
Biological process (GO): protein O-linked glycosylation via mannose
Cellular component (GO): endoplasmic reticulum; membrane
Molecular function (GO): dolichyl-phosphate-mannose-protein mannosyltransferase activity
Source: RefSeq, a predicted model, not a curated record
CGUUUCCAUGAACAUGGCUGCCACGAACGCGAGUAUGGAGAAUGAAAAUAGAAAGUGUUCUUCCACGCACGAUAUGGGUAAAGACGCAACAAAGUCAUCUGGAGAUACAAGAAGUGACUCAAAGGAUGAUCCAGUAUUCAAACUUUCAAACAAAAUCGAGGUUCCUGUUUACACACCAGAGAUAGACAUAACAUGGUUGUUUCUAAUUGGCUUGGCUUCUGCACUGAGAUUAUACAAUUUAUCAAAACCUAGCCAUGUAGUUUUCGAUGAGGUGCAUUUUGGAAGAUUUACUUCAUAUUUUAUGCAAAACAGAUUUUUUUUUGAUGUCCACCCUCCUUUGGGGAAGUUACUCUUGGCUUUAGCAGCAUACUUGACUGGUUAUGAUGGCACAUUUGAAUUCAAUGAAAUUGGACAAGUUAUUCCUGCUGAUCAAAUGCAACAUGUUUACUAUUUACGACUAGUACCUGCUAUAUUUGGUAUCCUACUAGUACCAACAGUUUAUGAGAUAAUUCUUGAGCUUGGAUGUUCGUACUGGUUUGCUGUGUUUGGUGGUUUGUUGAUUUGUUUUGAAAAUAUGAUUUUGGUGCAAUCCCGAUUUAUCUUACUUGAUAGUCCAAUGUUGUUCUUCAUUGCAUUUUCAAUCUGCUCCUACAUCAAGUUUGUGAAACAAUAUUACAGGCCAUUUACUUUAUAUUGGUGGAUAUAUUUGAUCUGUUUGGGAGUAUCAAUCACUGCAACAGUCAGUAUCAAAUACAAUGGAUUUCUGACUGUCAUUCUUAUUGGUGGUAUAGCAGCUUUUGAAUUGUGGAUGUUGAUCGGUGAUAUCACAGUACCAGCGAGAUCUGUCUACAAGCAUAUCAUUGCAAGAGGGAUGUGUUUGAUCGUGUUACCAAUGUUAUUGUACCUACUACAGUUUUAUGUAAUGUUUGCUGUGCUAUACAAAUCUGGUCCUCAUGAUAACAUGAUGUCAAGUGCAUUUCAAAGGACUCUGCAUGGUGGACUUGAAGCUAUAACAAAACACCAAGCAGAAGUUGUUUCGUACGGUUCACAAAUAACCCUACGGAACACGCAUUCAAAACAAUGCUGGCUCCAUUCACAUGAAGAUCUAUAUCCUGUCAAAUAUCCUGAUGGGCGUGGUAGCAGUGCGCAGCAACAAGUAACAUGUUAUUCAUUCAAAGAUAUCAAUAACUGGUGGAUUGUAAAGAGUGCAGAAAGCGAUGAUCUUAAAGUUAAUUUCCCGCCAGUAUUUGUUAAAAAUGGCGACAUCAUACAUCUAGUGCAUGGAACAACUGGUCGUGGAUUGAACAGCCACGAUGUAGCAGCUCCCUUGAAUCCCCAGCUUAUGGAAGUAUCUGGAUAUGUAGAUCAUAAUGUAUCCAUGGAUGGGCAGUUUGGGUGGCGUUUAGAGAUUGUCAACCCAGAUCCGAGCGGUUUGUGGAAAGCAAUCGAAUCACAGAUUCGAUUGGUGCAUGUAAACACGUCUGCCUCUUUAAGGGUGUCAGGAGAGGUUCUACCGGAAUGGGGUUUUCACCAGUUUGAGGUGGGCACAGAUAGAAUGAUUAAUACGCAAGAAUCCAUUUUCAACGUGGAGGAACACAACCAAAAUCUAACAAUACCCGAAAAUAUCACAGAGGAAGAAGCGAAAGAGAUAUUGUCGAACGGCAGUGAUAUUACUGCAAUCAACGAUUUGUCAUUUUGGGGAAAGUUCUGGGAACUACAGGUUCGAAUGUUAAAAGCUAACAGUGAGUUGGUACAAGAACAUAAUUUUGCAUCUCGUCCAACUGAAUGGCCUAUAAUGAGACGUGGUGUUGCUUACUGGAUUGAUCAAAACGAUAAUAAGCAAAUAUUUUGCAUUGGUAACCCUCUAAUAUGGUGGGUGGGCUCCAUGGCAGUGUUCUUUUACAUGUUACUAUUUUUAAUGUACCUUCUGCGAAGAAGAAGAAAAAUUCACGAUAUUACUUACGAGGAAUGGAAUUUAUAUGUUAUAAUCGGUUAUCUGUUGGUUGGUGGUUAUGUUAUCAAUUACAUUCCAUUUUUCCCGGUUGAACGAACACUUUUUGUGCAUCAUUAUUUAUCAUCGCUGUUAUUCAAGAUCAUACUUAUCCCCGUGUUAGCUGAUCAUUUCCAUAAAAUUUUAUUCGGAGAUUUUCCAUAUUUACAAAUUGCUAUGAAAUGUUGCUGCGUGUUAUACUGCGCUGCUGUUAUAUGGACAUUUAAAUAUUUCUCUCCCCUGUCUUAUGGAACAACUGCUUUGACUGGUCAAGAACUGCAGCAAAGAAAAUGGUUUUCCACGUGGGAUUUCUUGAUCCAUCCUGGUAGUUAGAUAUGAAAGUUAACGUCAAAAUAUAAAUUUAUAAUUUUACUACAUUUUAGGUAGAUAUAACUUAUUUAGAGAAGUGACUAUCGCGAUGCGUAUUAUCACGUUCUAAACCAUUGCAGUGUGUUUGUUUGUUUGUUUGUUUGUUUGUUUGUUUGUUUUUAUUAAUUGUGUGUGUGUUUAUUUGUUUGUUUUGUUUUUCUAUUGUCAUCACGAUUUCGUUCAUGAAUUCAUUAUCAUUUUAUCACUUUCUUAUUUAUUGCCCUCGCCGUGUUUCUGUUUUUUCUUCUUUUUUUUGGUUUUCGUUUCUGUGUUUGUUUGUUUGUUUGUUUGUUUUUGCCGCGAUUUCGUCUGUGAAUCAUUAGUGAUGUUUUCUCACAAUAUUGGUACCUUAUGUAAUUAUUUUUCGAGGGAACUAGUUUUCGCGAAACUGCCAAGUCCUGACAUGCAACGAAAAUUAAACUUUUUGAAAAUGAAUACUAUACUGAGCUUUUAUCGGGAAGGCGUCAACUAAUGAUAGCUGAGGUUGAAGUUCACAAUUAUUAUCUACUGAGCCCGUUGUAAAUUCCACAGCGCUGUCAUACAGUUUUUCCGAAGAGUAAUUUCAAAUAUCCUUGCCAGCCUGUUAGCAUAAAGUAAUUAAAUUAUCUUGGACGGGGGUUAUUACUAUGAUUGCAUGGCGUUUUUUAAUUUGAUUUUUCAAUUGGGACAGACAGUUAUUGUUAAAAAAACGAGAAAGAAGAAUUUGUGUGCAUUGUUUUUUAAGAAAGAAAAAAAUCUAAAUUUCGCGAGAAUUAAUUCCUCGAAUUUCGCGCAUAGCGAGUUUCCGAAAAUUAAUUCCCAUAAGGUGUACGUUACGUGUUUGUAAAUAAUUGUGGUGGAAUAUUUAUUUUUGGUCAAGUUGUCAUUUUUAAAAAAUAUGAGAUAAAGAACUGACUUUCGUUGUCAGUCAGAGAAUAUCAAAAAGAAAUAUUCUACAGAAAUAGAUAAAUAUUAAUUCAAUAUAACUUUUCGCUUUAAA